AUGCAGAUUGCAACAAAUAGCGCUGUGUCGCAGGCGCUGAUUACUGAUUUAUCUAUCCAGACUGCUCGAGCUGCCUAUCUCUAUCAUAACUGUGAUCUCGUUGGCGCCUACAGCAUCACCAAAAAGAUUAUGGAGGAAUCUGGCCUUUUUCAGGAUUGUUUGGCGAUUCACGUGGUGGUGCUUGCGCAGCUGCACAAAUCUGAUGAUCUUUUCAUUCUUGGCCAUCACUUGGUGGACACUCAGCCGGACAAUGAGAUAAGUUGGUACACGCCAAAACAGUUUUUUUUUGACUAUUUAGAUAAAUGUACGACAAUGAAUGGUUCUUUUGGUGAAGGUUGGCUAGCUUUUGGACAUGCGCUUUCGGCGGAAUCGGAGCAUGAGCAAGCAAUGAAUUGCUUUCUCAGGGCAUCUCGUGUUCUGGAAGGAUGUUUUGAACCGAUGAUGUACAUAGGGCUGGAAUACGCAUAUGCAAACAACACAAAAUUGGCGCAGGAUUUCCUGAAGGACGCGGCUGAAAUAGCUGGCGAAAAUGCGCUUGUGCUGCAUGAAGAGGGAUGCAUCUGUUUCAUGAAAAAAGAAUGGAAAAAUGCAGAAACAUUUUUCACGAAAGCACUUCUCUCAGUUUUUGGAGUGACAGAUGAAAGUGUCAGUGUUUGCGAUUUGCUCAGUCGACCGAUCAGUGAUUUUUGGGAGCCGCUGGUCAACAAUCUUGGACAUGUGAAGCGCAAGCUGGGCCUCUUUGAGGAGGCCAAAAAAUUCCACCAAAAAUCAUUAACGAUGUGUCCGACCAAGUCAAACGGGAUUUCUGGACUAGCAUUGGCAACGGCAUGUUCUGGCGAUAUUGAUCGAGCCAUCUGGUAUUUUCAUAAAGCUCUUGGAUUCAGCCCCCAUAAUUCGGUAAUUUCGUAUUCAGUGUUAAAGCAGGGUCUUCAGAAGCUGUUGGAUCUUAUAGAGACGUACGCUUGUUAUGUGACAAGAAAAAUCGAACUUCCAGCACCCUUCACAAUGGCAUUAUCGAAUUUCGACAUCACAGCUGCUGAUCUCGAAAUGAACGAUGAAGAAAAACAGGCGCACGAGAAAGCAAUGGAAGUAUUAAGACAGAAGCGACAGAAGCGUACACGCAAGGACAGCAAGGGAAAAAAAACAACAACAGGGUCGUCGCAGAGCAUGCAGGGUGCAUCGGGAUCACGACAGACCGCGCAGGGCACACCCGGACCACAACAGGCUGCACAGGAAGCUGCCGUCCAGGAUGUCGAAAUGGCCCUGGACUAG
This is a messenger RNA of Gongylonema pulchrum, 1272 nucleotides long. Lineage: Eukaryota; Metazoa; Nematoda; Chromadorea; Rhabditida; Gongylonematidae. The record is from the annotation of a GenBank genome assembly.